Molecule: messenger RNA, 1546 nt
Organism: Scylla paramamosain (green mud crab)
Lineage: Eukaryota; Metazoa; Arthropoda; Malacostraca; Decapoda; Portunidae
Product: recQ-mediated genome instability protein 1-like
Exons: 8
Coding region: 300-1244 (314 amino acids)
Biological process (GO): resolution of meiotic recombination intermediates; double-strand break repair via homologous recombination
Cellular component (GO): nuclear body; RecQ family helicase-topoisomerase III complex
Source: RefSeq, a predicted model, not a curated record
ACCAGUUUACCGCGUCUUUCUUGCUUCUCCACGGCGCAGCGGGCGCAGCCUCCGCAGCCACUCGCCUGGCGGGAAAUUGUCUUUUAAAAUCCUCACCCUGGUGUCAUGGAAAGAGUGGUAACACUAUACAGCAUAAAUAAAGGGAAGGCGCGAGGCCGCGAGGGCGGGAAUCUCGAGUCACCACUAAACAGCUGGGCAAGUCAGUGCGCGGUGCAGAGCAGGAAAUCUCGCGAUAUCUUUCUUGGCACAAGGCAAGGAACAGUGGUGUGGUGCCCUAGUGCAACAUACAGUGAUGCACCAUGCAACUGGUACUCCCCGUAAGGAGGUACCUCACCAACAGACACAUUACCGUCCCCGAGGACUGGCUCAGUGCAUGCAUUAACUGGGUUCUCUCAGAGUAUUCGCAAAACAAUGUUCCAUUCAUUCAAGAGCAAGUGUACCAGGAGUGGCUACAUGCAGACCUCACAGAGCUGGGAACAUGCUGUCUUCCACCUCAAACACAAGACCAGCCAUCCACCACUAUUACUGGAUACUUCCCGUUACAGAUGAACUUAGUACGUGACAUAAGUGAGCCAGCGUACGCUCAGCUUCUGAAGGUGGAGGAUGCAGACACUGAAAACAUGACAGUUUCUGCUACACAGAAUCACAUGACACAGACAGCACGAGAGAAGGCUGACAGGAUGCUGAUGCUUGAGCUGACUGAUGGCACUACAGUGGUGGAAGGAAUGGAAUACCGGCCUGCACCAAAUCUCAGUGUUGAUCUUAGCCCAGGCACAAAGGUGCUGGUGUAUGGGACCAUUAAGGUUCGGCGUGGGAUAUUGUUCCUCACCCAGCAAAACAUUACUGUCCUUGGUGGUAAAGUGAUGGAUCUCCUUGAAAAGAAUGACCAAAGGAACACUCUUAUUGCAGCUUUAAAUACACAAGACACUGACCCUCGAGAACAACCAAGAAGAUACAACUAUAACAACACCCAGCCAGGCACCCGCUCCAGCAGCACUACCACAGGGACAGUAGGAGCAAGAUCUCAGAGCAGCAGUGCAGCCAGUAUAGCACUGCCCACCACCACUGAAGAUGAAGAGUUUGACUUUUUUGAUGAUGAAAUAUUUGAGAGUGGAUUUGACCAAAACAUGGCACUUGAAAGUGAGUUGAUCCAAGAUCCAGCAGUUAAUCAUGAAUUUAAUGAAGACUUGGCUCUUGAAAAUGAAUUUGAUGAAGACUUGGAUGAGUUCAUGUCACAGAUGUGAGCCACAACACUGGUACUGCUACUUCCUCUCAGGAUACUACCGUACACUACCUUAUGGACACAUUCAACAUUUAUAUAUAGAUUGUACAUGAUUUGUUGUUAUACAAACCAUUAUUAUAUUACCUGUUUGUUACCUGAUGGGAAACUUACCUAAAUUUUUCAGAUAAAGAAUUGUACGGGGAAUUCUAGUCAGUUUUUGUCAUCACUAAAAAGAAUAUCUGGUGUGGUAUGCUCUUAAUAGUUGAUUUGCACACCACCAAAGGUGAUAAUGAUGAUACUAAUACAUCAACUGUUACUUUACCA